AUGAUUAUUGGGAAUGGUAAAUUGUUAAUGAUUGAUAUGCUUUGGUAUGGUCGAUUCCAAGAUUUUCCACCUCUAUCUGGAUUUCAUAGUGUCACUGUUCAAGAUGCCAGUGGAGUCAAGUCAACACACUAUGCAUGGCAGCCAUAUCCACCAUUUAUCAAAGCUGUCUAUCCAUCAUUCACUGCCAAUGGAUUGGUUACACUGAUUGGUGAUAACUUUGGUGAUAGCACCGAUAAUCUAGUAUUUGUUAAUGUUUCAACAUCUAAUAUUACUUGUAAUAUUAUGUUUGCAUCACCAAAUCAGAUUUUUUGUAAACUCGAAACAUCUCUCGAUGCAACUACCAAAUUGCUUCCGAUUUCAAUUUCAGUUGAUGAUGUUUAUACUCAAACCUAUAACCUUAUAUUUGAUGGGGCAACCAAUUCUAUUCAACCAUUCUAUUUGGUGGAGAAUAUCAAAAAGACAAUCGAUUGA
Messenger RNA from Cavenderia fasciculata, 471 nucleotides. RefSeq lists its product as uncharacterized. The coding region runs from base 1 to 471 and encodes 156 amino acids. The record is from RefSeq and is a predicted model, not a curated record. The transcript is spliced from 4 exons. NCBI's taxonomy places the organism in Eukaryota, Evosea, Eumycetozoa, Acytosteliales, Cavenderiaceae.